AUGGCCGCCGCCGCCAACGACCGCGCCGCCGCCGUGCGCGAGCUGCUGCGCCUGGGCGCGCGCCCCGACCUGCAGGAGCGCUACGCGGGCGCGGCCACGGCGGCGGCGGCGGCGGGCGUGCACCCGCUGGAGGCCAUGCAGCGGCGCGAGGACGAGUUCUGCGCGAGCAUGAACGCGCGCGCGUCGUUCCUGGGCUGGACGGCGCUGCACUACGCCGCGCUGGCCGACUCGGCCGGCGCCGCGCGCGCGCUGCUCGAGGCCGGCGCCGACCCCACCACGCGCGACCACGCCGGCCGCCGAGCGUUGCACUACGCGCGCGACCCCUCGCCCGCGCGCGACCUCAUCCUGCAGCACACGCGGCGGUGGGAGCAGGCCGCCGCGGCCGCCGCCGCCGAGGAGCGCCGCCGGUUCCCGCUGGAGCAGCGCCUCAAGCAGUACAUCGUCGGGCAGCAGGCGGCCAUCGAGACGGUGGCGGCGGCGGUGCGGCGCAAGGAGAACGGCUGGGCGGACGAGGAGCACCCGCUCGUGUUCCUGUUCCUGGGCAGCUCGGGCAUCGGCAAGACGGAGCUGGCCAAGCAGCUGGCGCGCUACAUGCACCGCGACGACCCCGCCGCCUUCAUCCGCCUCGACAUGUCUGAGUACCAGGAGAAGCACGAGGUGGCGAAGCUGAUCGGCGCGCCGCCCGGCUACGUGGGCCACGAGGAGGGCGGGCAGCUGACGCGCGCGCUGGCCCGGCGCGCCGACGCCGUGGUGCUGUUCGACGAGGUGGACAAGGCGCACCCCGACGUGCUCACCGUGCUGCUGCAGCUGUUCGACGAGGGCCGGCUCACUGACGGCAAGGGCAAGCUGAUCGAGUGCAAGAACGCCAUAUUCGUGAUGACGUCCAACCUGGCCGCGGACGAGAUCGCGCAGUACGGGCUGCAGCUGCGAGGCGAGGCCGAGGCCAGGGCUGCCCAGCGCGCGCGCGCCUCGCCGCUGCCCACCGCCGACCACAAGGUGGAGGCGCGCGACAAGGCGCCGGUGCCGGUGGCGGACGAGGCGUCUGAGCCGCUGGAGGUGUCGCGGCACUUCAAGGACAGCGUGGUGCGGCCCAUCCUCAAGCGGCACUUCGGGCGCGACGAGUUCCUCGGCCGCAUCAACGAGAUCGUGUACUUCCUGCCCUUCUCGCGCCAGGAGCUGCUCACGCUGGUCAGCCUGGAGCUCAAGCGCUGGGCCGACAAGGCGCGCGCGCGCCACGCCGUCGAGCUGCGCUGGGAGGGCGGCGUGCUCGGCUGCCUCGCCGACGGCUACGACGUGCACUACGGCGCGCGCUCCAUCAAGCACGAGGUGGAGCGGCGCGUGGUGAACCAGAUCGCGCUGGCGGCCGAGCGCGGCGCGCUGGCCCGCGGCUGCAGCGUGCUGCUCACCGAGCGCGCCGGCCGCGUGGCCCUCGCCGUGCGCUGCCCGCCCAGCCCCGACUACACGCCCGUCGACCUGCACGCCGCAUGAAGACGAAUGAAGCCCCUAAAACAAAACAUCGUAAGGGUGAAGCUGUCAUUCCGAGCUAGCGCCAGCCUCCCCGGCGUGACGUCACCGUGCUGGACCGGGUACGUCACUCCUUGUUACCGACGACCGCGAAUUGACCAAAGAACGCACCGGUCUAUAUUUUAUUAGGUUAUUACGUAACUCAGUAGCCGCAUAAUAUAUUCUUAUUCAGAAA
Molecule: messenger RNA, 1699 nt
Organism: Ostrinia nubilalis (European corn borer)
Lineage: Eukaryota; Metazoa; Arthropoda; Insecta; Lepidoptera; Crambidae
Product: mitochondrial disaggregase-like
Exons: 9
Coding region: 1-1488 (495 amino acids)
Biological process (GO): cellular response to heat
Cellular component (GO): mitochondrion; cytoplasm
Molecular function (GO): ATP hydrolysis activity; ATP binding; protein binding
Source: RefSeq, a predicted model, not a curated record